Messenger RNA from Oryctolagus cuniculus (rabbit), 4758 nucleotides. It is a transcript of the gene IL7R, whose product is annotated as interleukin 7 receptor. Gene Ontology annotation, molecular function: cytokine receptor activity; protein binding. Gene Ontology annotation, cellular component: membrane; external side of plasma membrane. Gene Ontology annotation, biological process: hemopoiesis; positive regulation of receptor signaling pathway via JAK-STAT; cytokine-mediated signaling pathway. The record is from RefSeq and is a predicted model, not a curated record. NCBI's taxonomy places the organism in Eukaryota, Metazoa, Chordata, Mammalia, Lagomorpha, Leporidae.
AGCUUUGUGGGUUAAUAUGUUUGUUUUGUGAUUCCUUUAAAGUGGGCCUUUGUCUGAGAUAGUUUAAGCCUAGAUUUGAAUCUACUCCCUUUAGGCCAAAGAACACAGUAAUGUUGAGGGCCGCAAGUAAUACUAGGCUUAGAGAGGUACAAGAAUUUAAGACACUCUACUUCUCCUCCACCUCUGCUUAAAAGAGCAAUACUACUCAGACUUCCUGUUUCUGACACUUGCCUUCUUUUUUUCUGUGUUUAUACUUCCCCCUGUCUGUGGUUAACGAAGUACAGAGCUGUAGAUCGGAGCUUCCUCCCUCCUCUCUCAUUCAUUUGUACACCCAGGCUCACAAGUCAGCUCUCUCCUCUCUCUCUCUCAGAAUGACAAUUCUAGGUACAGCUCUUGGUUUGGCUUUCUAUUUACUUCAAGCUGUUUCUGGAGAAAGUGGCUAUGCACAGAAUGGAGACUUGGAAGAUGCCGAAGUGGAUGAAUAUUCAUUCUCAUGCUACAGUCAGCUGGAAGUGGAUGGAUUUCAGCACUCAUUGACCUGUGCUUUUGAUGACCCAGAUGCCAACAGCACCAAUCUGGAAUUUGAAAUAUGUGGUGCUCUUUUGAGGGUAAAAUGCCUGAAUUUUAGUAAACUACAAGAGCUGUAUUUCAUCAAGACAAAAAACUUCUUACUUAUUGGAGACAGCAAAAUAUGUGUAAAGCUUGGAAAAAAGAAUCUAAUUUGCAAAGAAAUUGACAUUACCAAGAUAGUUAAACCUGAACCUCCGUUUGACAUAAAAGCUACCUAUCGUAAGGGAGCAAAUGACUUUAUGGUGACAUUUAAUACAUCGCACUUGCAAAAGCAGUAUGUAAAUCAAUUAAUACAUGAUGUAGCCUACCGCCAGGAAAAAGAUGAAGGCAACUGGAUGCAUGUGAAUUUAUCCAGCACAAAGCUGACACUCCUGCAGAGAAAGCUACAACCUGAUGCGAUGUAUGAGAUUCGAGUCCGAUCCAUCCCUAAUAGCAACUAUUUUGAAGGCUUCUGGAGCGAUUGGAGCCCAAGUACUCAUUUCAGAACACCAGAGAACCAUAGGGCAGGGGAGAUAGAUCCUGUCCUCCUAACUGUCAGCAUUCUGAGUUUCUGCUCUGUGGUUCUUUUGGCUAUCUUGGCCUGUGUAUUAUGGAAAAAAAGGAUUAAGCCUAUGAUAUGGCCCAGUAUCCCUGAUCAUAAGAAAACUCUGGAACAACUCUGUAAGAAACCAAAAAAGAAUUUGAAUGUGAGCUUCAAUCCGGAAAGUUUCCUGGACUGUCAGAUUCAUGAGGUGGAUGGCAUUCAAGCUAGAGAUGAAGUGGAAGGCUUCCUGCAAGAUAUUUUCCCUCCACAGCCAGAGAAGUCUGAGAAGCAGAAAUGUGGAGCAGGAGCUCAAGGCUCCAGCUGCCCAUCCAAUGUUACAAUCAUCACCCCAGAAACUUUCAGAGAGUCACCCCCCAGAUUCCUAACUGAGAAUUUCAGUGCAUGUGAUUCCCCUGUACUGCUCUCUUUCAGGUCCCAAAAUGGCAGAGAGAGUGGCCAAGGUGGGUCUCAUGUAUACCAUGGCCUCCUGCUUAGUCCUGGUACUACAAACAGCACACCAAUCCCUCCAUUUCCUCCCCAAUCAGGAAUCCUGACAUUGAACCCAGUUGCCCAAGGACAGCCCAUCCUCACUUCCCUGGGACCAGGUCAAGAAGAAGCAUAUGUCUCCAUGUCCAGCUUCUACCAAAACCAGUGAAUUUUAAGAAACCCAGGGACUGAAUCUAUUAUGAUCAACAAAGAUGACUGAGAGAGAAAGGUCUAGAGUGCAUUCUCUCCCUCAUAAAGAAGAAAAAAUUAAAGCAAUCAUAUUACAUAGUCUACAGGAUGCUAAAACAUCUUGGCUCAGCAGCAUUCAACAAAUGACAGGAGCCUUCUGCUUCUCCUGCUGAUAGGUCAUGAGGUUUCAAGAGACUCGAUGAUUUAAUGAUUUAAGAACAUAAAGCAGGAAAGAAUGAAAUAAAGAGUGAAGGAAGGAUGGAGUAAUGAGGAAGGCAAGAGGGAGUAAGAGAAGAAAAAAAUAUCAAGGAAUGACAGCUACUAUUAUCAGAACUUAUUAUAGAUCUAAUGCUGUGCUAAGUGCUCCACACAUCUUGUCCCACUGCCUUCCCACGAUAAUCCUGGGAUAUGGGUGCAAUUAUUAUUAUUUUAUUUUUAUAGAAUUAAGGAGUUAAAUAUCUUGUCCAAUAGCCCCACUCAGUGAGGAGUGGAACCAAGAUAUGAGGGUUGAGAGCUGGCUACUCCCCACUGAACCAAGUGAUUUUCUCUCAAAUACAGACCAUUCCAUUUAUGAAAGCCAAAUGGCACUAAUAAUAAUAGCAAGCAGAGUGAUUUACUAUCCAACCUGGAUCAUUCUUGAAAGUGACAGAGGAAGUUUUAAAAAUUACUCUAGAAUAAUAAGCAUAAAUUAGGACAGACUUAGGCAAAUGUAAACAUGUGUUCACCUGAUUAAAGUGACUGAAGGAAGAAAGUGGGAGAGAUACAGCCUCAUGGGUGUGAAGUUCUGUGAUCAGCCAGGUCCAAAGCAAGCCGCAAAGGCAAGAAAAAAAAGUCCCAGUUGAUUUUUUUGUUCUGCAAAUAAGCUCAAGAAGGAAUAGAUCAGAAAUCCAGAAUUUCUCCUGAUGAUACCAAAACCAAGACCCUUUUGCUGAUACCACCCAACUAUAUCCAUUCAUGAUCUCAAAAGAACCUGUCAUUGUCCAUGGACCAUAGCACACUUGACUGAUAAGCAGUGGAAUAACCCUACCUGUGUGUACAGAUACUGUCCCAGUCCGAACACAUUCCCAAAUUGUCUCAGGUUCUACAGCCUUCAACACUGCUAAAAAUGUCAUGGAGAACUUAUAACCACAUGCAGUGAGUGAGCCAAUUGUGGCUACGUCCUUGAAAAUAGAUAGGAGACCUAUCAUUAAUAGCUGACACUUGUUCUUGCUUUUUUUGUUUAAAUGAAUUUCUAAUGAUGAGCUCAAACCCAGUCAAGGUAACUAAGCAAUUUCAACUCAAGAGAGGGAACCAAUCCCUCUCCCACAGACCCCUAAACCUGGCUGUUCUUAGAGCCACAAAGGGCAGAGGGAGUACAGAGUUGUGAGGGAGGACAAAGCCUUGUUUGAAGUUUGUUGUUGUUGUUUAUGUUUUGAAUUUUCUUUUAUUUUUUCUGCUUCUACUUUGUCUAGGGGAACUAAAUGUUUUUACUUUUUUAUUUUUUUGUUUAUUUUGUUUUGUGCCAUCUGUGAAUGGGAUUUUAAGUUGUAGACUAGUAGUCUUUAUCUGUUGGCCCAGUAAUAACCAGACCAUUUUAUUCUUCAAAUGAGAGCUUUACUUUCUAACGUGCUUUCCUCUGCAUCAGGAGUAAUGGCUGUAUCAGACCACAAUCUCUUGCGUUUGUUUCUUGCUUUUCAAGGCACUUCUGUAAGUGUUCUCUUUCACCUCCUUGGCAAGCACAUGUAGAGACUGCUAUGUAACCCCCAUAGCGUCAGGCACAGGGGAUCUGAAGACAAAUGAGGACAUGACUCUGAAAAAUCUAAAACAAAAAAAGUGACAAGUUGGAAACAGAUUAUUUAAUAUUGCAAAAUGCUGUGAUAGAGGCAUAUUGAAAGUGCCCUCUUGGAGAUAGGGAAAAUGCCACCAAAAUGGUGUAAGCUUGCACGAAGGAAAAGUUUAGUCUUCCUGAUGCAGAAAUGGCAAGAAACAUGUUUCCAUCAGAUGAGCAGAUGUCCUUUGCCUUUUGUGGAAAUGACAGCCAAGUCUGAAAGAAGAGGUCACUCAAAAUUUCGUGCCCAACCUAGGCUUUUACUACCUGACCACAGGGAUGCUUUGAAGUAUCUGUUGGCAUCUUCUUGACUUAUGUUAAAAUUAGGCCACAGAGAGGACAGGUAAUUCAAUUCACGUGUUAAGUCAGGACUGGAGGCAUAUAGAAAAUCUCUAAAAAGAAUGGAGCCUCUGGAGGACUUUUGAAUUCCCUGUAGCCCUGAAAUUCUGUUUUAGUGUUGUUUGGCAUACAGUAUCAUUUGAGUUUAUUGUGUGUGUGUAUGUUGUGUGUGUGUAUGUUGUCUAUGCGUGUGUGUUAAUGAAAACAUUUAAAAUCCAUGUAUUAUACUCUUAUAAUCAUUAUUGCUGCUCAUGCUUGAUUAUCUACUCAGGGAAGUUGUAUAAUGUAAGUUUACUAAUUAGUUUCACUCAACUCCUUAUGGACUUCAUUAAGAAAGAGAAACUCCUGGCAAGAGAUAAUGUAUAAGUCAGAUACAUAAACUGACCGUUCUAAAUAGUACAAAGUGAAAAAAAAAAAGAUUGAAAAUUACGCAACUAAUUCAGACAAACCACCAUGUCUGGGUCUAGCAGGCCCUGGCUUCUUUGCAUGAUUUUCUACCAGCCUGGCCUGUCCCAUCAAUGUUGUUUCUAUGGGACUUUGCCUCAGAAAAUCAAAGUGCGGGCUAUGCUUUUCUGGAGGGGCUACAAAAUUUGAAACUGACCAGGAAGAUAAUGAGAAUAUUUCAAGGGUGCCUGCAAAUGAUAUAAAUCAGAUAGAGUUAUUGCCAGCUCAGAGGUUUUUCUGUAGGAUUGCUCUUAAAAGUAUCCAUCAUUCACUACAGUGAAGGUCUAUGAUUGGACUGUGUACUUUUCACAUGCAUUAAAACAUUUCACAGAGCUGCUAAAUACCUAAGUGCACAAUGUGUGUUACCAUCUCGUAUUUAAUAAAAUUAUAUUGAGCUCUU